Molecule: messenger RNA, 2715 nt
Organism: Paramecium octaurelia
Lineage: Eukaryota; Ciliophora; Oligohymenophorea; Peniculida; Parameciidae
Source: the annotation of a GenBank genome assembly
AUGGGAAGUGGGGCUACAAAAGAGAAAUAAGAUGAAAUAAAUUAGACAGAACAACAUUAAUCAUCGUUAACAUGUAUUUUGGUUUAUUGAUUUUCUUAGCAAUUGGAAAAGCUGAAGGUUCUCCACAAAUGUUUACCUUUAAAAAUAACUCCUAAUUAAGCAAAGGUACAUUCCCCCUUAUAAAAUAGCCUUUGGACUCUUAAAGAAACAAUAAUAUAAUGAAGCACUUGAGACAUUGGACAAAUUAAUAGAAAUACAACCUAAUUUGGCAGACGCUUAGUACUUAAAAGGUAUAUAAUUUUAUUAAGUAUGUAGGUUUAGCGUAUCUUGGACUCAACGAUUUAAAAAAUGCCUUGAUUUAUUGCCAAGCUGCAACCGACAUAGAUACAAAACACACCCAUGCUCUUGCAGAGAUAGGUAUGCUUAUAUCCUAUAAUAAAAUAGGAAACAUUUAUACUUUAGAGAAAAAGUAUGAUGAAGCUAUGAGCAUAUUUCAGAAACUUAUUGAUUAUAAUGAGAAAUCAUUUGAAGGAAAUUUUGGAAUGGGCUUUAUCAAUUUAAUGUUAAAUAAUUUUGAAAUUGCGGAUCCAUAUUUCUAAAAUGCUUUAAAAAUUAAAGGGCGAGAUAAAGUAGCUCUACUCAACUAUGGUAACUGGUUAAUGUAAUCAUAGGUCAUCUACUCAUAAAACAACAAAAAUUAGACUAAGGCCUACACUAUUAUGAAGAAGCUUUAAAAGCAGAUCCUAAGUAUACAGAUGCUAUAAGUGCUAUUACUAAUGUAUAUUUACGACAAAAGAAGUAUGAAUAACUUUUUGAAUUUUUGGAGAACGCUGGAGAUCAAAAAAUCACUAAAGUUAAGUCAGUUAUCCUAAAUUGUAAAAGUAAUUAACAAUUGUUAUAACUUUAGGUUAAGCUUAUUAUGGAUUGAAGCAAUUUGACAAAUCAAUGUAAUUUUGUCAAGAAGUUCUAGAGUAUGAUCCAUAAAAUAUUGAUUCUCUCUAUGGGAUUGGUAUGUGUCUUUAUCAUAGCAACCAAUUACACAAAGCUAUGACAUAUUUUAAUUAGAUUAUCCAUGAAAAUCCUUUGGAUAUUAGAACAUUAAAGAUUAUGGCAAAGAUCAGUUCAACUUUAUAGCUUUAUUACUAACUGAGCGAUUGUUGUGAUAAGAUCAUUGAAUUAGGAUUAGGAGAUCAAUCAAUUCAUUAUUAUAGAGGGUUAGCCUUGAUGAAUCAAAAGUAGUAUUCAAAGGCAAUUGAAGAUUUUAACAAAACUCUCAGUUUUGAUUCUAAGAAUAUUAUUGCCCUUAAAAAUAAAGGUAUUAAAAUAUAUUAAGAAAUAGCUUUUUGUUCAACUUAAAUUAAAGAUUUUGAUUAAGCAGUUUUGUGCUAUGAUAUAAUUAUGAAAUAGUUAAAAGAUGCUUCAGAAAAAUCUGAUUUGUUUUAUGAAAAAGGUACUUAUUAUAAAUAAUACAAUAGGUUAUUGCCAUUUACUAGGAUAAUAAUUCUUUUCUGCUAAAACAAAUUUUGAUUCUGCCAUGCAACUAAAGCCAAAAAAUGAAGAUUUAAUAUUAAAAAUCGCUAAUGCCUAUCGAGAUAAUGGUAAUUUUUAGCCUGCCACUCAUAUGUAUGAUCGAUUGAUUAAGAUGAAACCUAAUAAUCCUAUUUAUUAUACAGAAAAGGCAGAGCUAUUAAGCAAAUAAUAAAAUUAUAAGGAAGCAAAACUAAUGUACGAUUAAGCCAUAUCGUUACAAGGUGACAAUGCAUAGUACUAUAUUUAAAGAUGUAAAUAUACAUAACCAUAUUAUUAGCUAAAAUCAGAACAUUGAUUUAAGAAUUUGAUGAAGCCAUUACAGAUUUGUAAUAAGCAACUAAGAUUAAUGACAAAGAUCCUGAAUUAUUUUUUGAGCUUGGACAAUUGUUAUAUAUGAAGCAAAACUUUGAUCAAUCCAUUAUUUACUUCUCGAAAGCAAUUCAUUUGGAUGAGAAUAUUGAGAAAUACCACUUAAAAUAUGCAUAAGUGUUGCAAAUGCAAGAUUUCGACAAAGAGGCAAUUGAUCAUCUUAAGGACACUAUUGCUAAGCACUCUGAUUUCGAUAAUUGUAAGAACCUGUUGGAGAAUGUGAAUUCAAAUCCUGCUUAUUUGAGAGAAUAUUCUAAUACAUUUACUUACAUUAUGGUUUCAAUGUUUUCUGAAGGAAUGGUUAAUGAGAAUAGAUCAAUUGAUGUAGCUAGACAAGAAUCACUUAGGAUAGUUUAAGAAAAAUUGAGGAAUGUGUUUCCAAAUAUACCCAAUAUGUUUGAAAUUAUAAGAUCUUUGAUGACGAAUAAAUUUGAAUAUAAUUUAAUAAAUAGCCCAAAAGAAAUGAGAAGAAUAUUUGGUAUAUUAUUUAAAAGCAAAUUUGAAUCGUAAAACUAAAUUAUUACAGAUAUCAUUGAAGUGGCUAAAAGAAUUAGCAAAUUAAAAGAAAAUGAUUUAAAAAAUGAUGAUUAUAAUGCAGAUCAAUCAUUAUAUGAAAAAUUCUUAUCAUAGUGUUCAGAGUUUCAAAUGGGAUAGUUUUAAUGCAAAGCCUCUGUUUUAGCUCUAUAAGAUUCAGUGACCUUAUUAACUGGCAUAAUAUUAAGUUAUAAUAAAUUGGUUUAAACUCAACAGCCAUUAAAGAAUUAGAUUUAUGAGAUGAUGAAGAAUGGAAGUUUGAAUAAAUUAAAGUUAAAAUGA